UGAAUUUUGUUUUCUCUGUUCGUUUUUUCGGAACUGAACUAUACUAGUCUGCCGGUUCCUACUCCCCGCCAGCUGGUGGCAGUAAUGCGCCAGACAGUUGUUUGCCAAGCGCGAUGAACUAAUCCGAAGAAGAGGCGGAAGACGCGAAGAAGCGCGGGCUGGCCCCCGUCGUGGAUGGGGUGGUCUAGUUGUCCAACACCGGGGGACAUCUUGUUGGACGCGUCACGUGACCAGUCUUCUCUGAAGCGUCUUCUAGCGUUCCGGUUGUCUCGUCACCGGCCGGCCCGCCUUCUCGCCCGUCAGGGGUCGUUCACACGGAGCUAACGGCGUCGGCGUCUCUCACCGGAAACCACGAUGGAGUCCACUUACAACGCCAAAGACGAGGACGGACACGUGAGCGUGUCCGGGCCGGGCGACGGCUCUAUGAAGAACAGGAAGCCCGACAACACCGCCUUCAAACAGCAGAGACUUCCGGCCUGGCAGCCUGUCCUCACCGCCGGCACCGUCCUGCCGGCCUUCUUCUUCAUCGGCCUCCUCUUCAUCCCCGUUGGCAUCGGCCUCUACGUCACGUCCAACAACAUCCGGGAGUUCGAGAUCGACUACACGGGGAUCGACAUGUCCAGUCCCUGCUUCAACUGCUCUCAGAAUGUCAGCUGGAACAGCACCCGGCCUUGUAGCUGCUCUUUACCCUUCCACCUGGACCACCCAUUUGAAAGCAACGUCUUCAUGUAUUAUGGUUUGUCCAACUUCUACCAAAACCACCGGCGCUAUGUGAAGUCCAGAGAUGACAGCCAGCUUAACGGGGACGGCGAAUCCCUCCUGAAUCCCAGUAAGGAGUGUGAGCCAUAUGCGCGCAAUGACAACAAGCCCAUCGCCCCCUGUGGAGCCAUCGCCAACAGCAUGUUUAACGACACACUGGAGAUCUUUUAUAUUGAUCCCAAUGGCACCAAGGUCCUGAUUCCUAUGAUGAAGAGGGACAUCGCCUGGUGGACCGACAAGCACGUAAAAUUCAGGAACCCUGGAGGGAACAACCAGAACGUCACGGCUGUUUUCCAAGGCACCACUAAGCCGCUGAACUGGCACAAGCCUGUGUAUGAGCUGGACCCUGACCCCGAGAACAACGGCUUCAUCAACGAGGACUUCAUCGUGUGGAUGAGGACCGCCGCUCUGCCCACCUUCCGCAAACUUUACCGCAUCAUCCAGAAGAAGAACAACCUGGUACCCACCCUGCCACGGGGCAACUACACCCUGGAAGUCACCUACAAUUACCCCGUCCGCAGCUUUGAGGGCCGGAAGCGCAUGAUACUGAGCACCAUCUCCUGGAUGGGCGGGAAGAAUCCCUUCCUGGGCAUCGCCUACAUCACCGUGGGCUCGGUCUGCUUCUUUCUGGGUGUGGUCCUGUUGAUCAUCCACCACAAAUAUGGCAGCCGGAGCAAUAGUGCUGACAUCCCGAACUAAGACUUAGGACACGUUCCAGGGAGCCUGAGGGCUGUAUUUUAACAGUCUAAGCGCACGGUCUAAAGUGCAUGGCGCAAGUGCAUUUUAAGGCGUGUCCAGAUCCACUUUUGCUAGUUUAACGGCGGAUAAUCUGAGUGCAAAGUAAGGCGCUUGGUUCAAAGGGGUUGUUGUACUUAGUCUCUUAAUUAACCAUAGGUGUGUUUUGGGGGUAACAUGAAAUAAACCAAUCUGUGUCAUCUCCCAUUCAUUCUCUUUAGAAACCAGGUGUGCUUGCAACUUGGCAGAUUGCUAUUAUAAUGGUGGAUUAGCCAAGUAAUAGUAAAGUUAUGCACCUGCCUGUGUAGGCGCGUAUUACUAUCUUAAUAAUACGCCCUUAAAAUAACAGUAAAAUACUGCGCCAUUGACUUAAAGCCAGGUUUUUGUUGGUCAGUCACACAAUCGCUUUCUGCUGCCUCAAUAUAGCAUUGCGCUAACAGUGUGCCUGACUGCACAACACACCCAUGGGCGCUUAGAUGGGCGCAAGUACGUUUGCUAUUCAAACAACAUGGAUGCUGGAUGGGAAAAUGACAACUGCGUCGGUCUGAAACUAGCAAAGACACUUGCGUUGUGCUUACUGCUGCUUUGCGCCAGGUGUAAGAGUGUCAGGCAAGGUCAUGUGACACAUCCAGGACGGGGAAUUUUUUUUUUUUUUUUAACCACAAGCUUGAAUACUGAUGGCUGGUCACCCAUCCAGAGUGGCUGAGGUUAAGGUGAUGAAGGUAACAGCGAUGGUUGAAGUUUAAUUUCCCCCCCCUGGACAGACGAUCAGCUCAGUAUCGCACUGACGUGGCGUUGUGGUCUGUUGCCUUUAGUGUCUAAAACUUGUUUGCAAGGUUCCUACGCACAUCUGGAAAAGGAAUUUCAUAAUUUCCCGGUUUGGAAGGGUUUGGAAAUUACACAAAAUCGUAUAAACUCCUCAUUUAUUGCUAUGUAGUUGUCCCUCGCUGUCUUUUAAAAUAUCAUGAUAGAUUACGUGUGUUAAAUGUUUUUUCACCUAGCUACUGUGGAGGACCAUCCUCUAUCACCGCGAAUCACACGAACCACCAUCAAUCUUCAGAACCAUUCCAGGAAUGAUCAUUUAAUAGCGAACGUGUGUAGUUUUGAAACGGUGAGGAAUUUUCCAGAUUUGCGUAGGAUAUGCCAGGCACUGUGAGACCUGGCUGCAUUAAAGACUUGCGAUGCAUGCUUUGUUAAGCUGCAUGCUGACAGGCAGAGAUUUGGAUCUUCUCAGCGAGCUACUAGACCAGCUUGUCUUCUGUGCCAAGUGAUGCUUAAGAUCCUGGCUUGCUUUUUAAUUUAUCUUAAAGUGCUUACCGAGUAUUAGUGCUGUAAGAUGUUGUGAGAAUGUUUUCAAGCUUCAGAGAGCAGAAAUGAACCUUCACAGCUGUAAAACAGUAAGUUGUCUGUCUUGCAUUAUUUUGGCGUUCUAUGGAAAUGAGCUUAAGCUGUCACAAACACCACAAAGCCGGGAUUUGCACGCAAAGCCUGAUUGAGGCUUUUCCAUUAUUGGUUCAUUUUUAAAGUUUGUCUUCCUGGCGGAGAGUAACUUGAAACUCAGUGUGAGUGUAAGCUCAGUGUGUAGUUCUACUUCUAAAACAUUCAUAUUGCAAUGCUGCUUUAUUAUUUUCACUUUACCUAGAUAAUGAAUAAAACGUUUUAGUAUUAGCUCAUUAUCGGCAUUUUAUUGGAGAAAUAUUGUAAUAAAUUAUUACGUUUUUGUUUUUUGCCAAAUGACAUUUCUGGUCCCUUUGCGCUGCAGAUGUAACCUGACACGUGCAAGAGAUGUUCUCUAACUUGUGUUCGAUGUGCCAUUUCCCCCUCACUGUUACACUUGUUGCUUAUAAUCUGCCUCAUGUAGUCUGCACCUCUAUGUUCUCAUUAUCUUAUGUAAUGUAGCCUGCACCUCUAUGUUCUCAUUAUCUUAUGUAAUGUAGCCUGCACCUCUAUGUUCUCAUUAUCUUAUGUAAUGUAGCCUGCACCUCUAUGUUCUCAUUAUCUUCUGAUGUAAUGUAGCCUGCACCUCUA
Messenger RNA from Lampris incognitus (smalleye Pacific opah), 3522 nucleotides. RefSeq names its product cell cycle control protein 50A-like. The record is from RefSeq and is a predicted model, not a curated record. Bases 355 to 1458 code for a protein of 367 amino acids. Lineage: Eukaryota; Metazoa; Chordata; Actinopteri; Lampriformes; Lampridae. The transcript has 7 exons. Gene Ontology annotation, biological process: phospholipid translocation. Gene Ontology annotation, cellular component: Golgi apparatus; endoplasmic reticulum; plasma membrane.